Fusarium proliferatum ET1 is the source of this 429-nucleotide messenger RNA. RefSeq lists its product as uncharacterized. Bases 1 to 429 code for a protein of 142 amino acids. The transcript is spliced from 3 exons. Lineage: Eukaryota; Fungi; Ascomycota; Sordariomycetes; Hypocreales; Nectriaceae. The record is from RefSeq and is a predicted model, not a curated record.
AUGUUUUCCACUCUGAUGAGACGCAUGGCCUCGUCUUCAAAGGAAGGCCUUCUCAAGAAGGCUCCUCUGACGGUGGCAACCAAUCCUUACAAGGCCCGAAAAGUGUGGCCUCCGAACUUCAAGCAGCUUACUGUCCAGCAACAACUCCGGUUUGAGAAGAAGUACAAGCGUCGCAUUAUCUUAGCAAGUCGAGCACCGCGAUGGGUGAAAUUUGUCAAGACUGCUCAGCUCCUGACGAUUGUUGCUGCAAUGAUCUGGAUCUGCUUCUACUCCGAGUUCGAAUGGUGGGGUCAGAAGUAUAAGCCUUCUGAAGAGAUUCGUAAGAAGACACAAUAUCUAUUCGGCACAGUCGAUCCGGAGAAGCGAUACGAACGACGACCAGAUGCGCCGCCUUUUCAUCCCCCAAAGGACGAGCCAGAAUCAAAAUAG